AUGGGGCACUUCAGAGACGUCAAAGACAUCGCAGCAGCUCCUGGACAGACUGGAAGGACCCCCUGGGGAGUUUGGUGUGACGGCCCCGUGCAGCACUCGCCCCUGGGCCUCAGCUGUGUUUGUGGAGCAGAUCUGGGCUGUUGCCACACGCAGGCUGGCCUCACCGCCUCAGGGCGCACUGCAGGCUAUAGCCUGGCCUUAAAGGACAUGAGCUACAAGAGAUGA
This is a messenger RNA of Knipowitschia caucasica, 225 nucleotides long. Lineage: Eukaryota; Metazoa; Chordata; Actinopteri; Gobiiformes; Gobiidae. The record is from the annotation of a GenBank genome assembly.